GGUAUUUGAACGGCGCUUCCGCCAUUUUCCCUGCGCCCGCACGGAGCGAGCAGCGGAGAGGCACGGCAGAGAGCAGCAUGGCCGCCCAGGGAGAGCCGCAAGUGCAGUUUAAGCUUGUUCUGGUUGGUGAUGGUGGCACUGGUAAAACAACAUUUGUAAAGCGUCACUUGACUGGUGAAUUUGAAAAGAAGUAUGUAGCAACACUGGGUGUUGAAGUUCAUCCUCUGGUGUUCCAUACUAACAGAGGCCCUAUUAAAUUUAAUGUAUGGGACACAGCUGGCCAGGAGAAGUUUGGUGGCCUGCGUGAUGGCUACUAUAUCCAAGCUCAGUGUGCCAUCAUCAUGUUUGAUGUAACAUCGAGAGUUACUUACAAGAAUGUACCUAAUUGGCAUAGAGAUCUGGUACGAGUAUGUGAAAAUAUCCCCAUAGUCUUGUGUGGCAACAAAGUGGAUAUUAAGGACAGAAAAGUCAAGGCAAAAUCCAUUGUGUUCCAUAGGAAGAAGAAUCUCCAGUAUUAUGACAUUUCAGCUAAGAGUAACUACAACUUUGAGAAGCCUUUCCUGUGGCUUGCUAGGAAGCUAAUUGGAGAUCCCAACUUGGAGUUUGUUGCCAUGCCUGCGCUUGCACCUCCUGAAGUUGUUAUGGACCCAGCACUGGCAGCACAGUAUGAGCAAGACUUACAGAUUGCUCAGACCACCGCACUGCCAGAUGAAGAUGAUGACCUGUGAGGGAUGAAGCUGGAGCCCAGCGUCAGAAGUCUAGUUUUAUAGGCAACUGUCCUGUGAUGUCGGUGAUGCAGCGUGUUUGCCACUUUAUUAUCUAGCUGAACAGAACAUGUGCUUAAUCUUUGGGAUGCUGAAAGAGAUGAAUGGGCUUCGGAGAGUGAAUGUGGCAGUUUAAAAAAAAAAACAAAACAAAAUGAAAAAAAAAAACCAAAACAAAAAAACCUUCAUAUUUUGGACCUGCAUAUUUAGCUGUUUUUUGGACUGCAAUUACUUCCCCUUUUGAGUUUCAAAUAUAAGAUUGCUGCAGUCACAUCAGAGUGUUAAGUGGAAAAUCUUGUUUCUGUCAUUCCCAUUCUUUUGUUUAGGUAAUAAAGUUGUAUUUCAAAUAUCUCCAA
Messenger RNA from Taeniopygia guttata (zebra finch), 1120 nucleotides. RefSeq names its product RAN, member RAS oncogene family (gene RAN). The record is from RefSeq and is marked provisional. NCBI's taxonomy places the organism in Eukaryota, Metazoa, Chordata, Aves, Passeriformes, Estrildidae. Gene Ontology annotation, cellular component: nucleus; cytoplasm. Gene Ontology annotation, molecular function: GTPase activity; GTP binding. Gene Ontology annotation, biological process: protein import into nucleus; ribosomal subunit export from nucleus.